Molecule: messenger RNA, 5370 nt
Organism: Lineus longissimus
Lineage: Eukaryota; Metazoa; Nemertea; Pilidiophora; Heteronemertea; Lineidae
Exons: 2
Coding region: 114-4826 (1570 amino acids)
Biological process (GO): G protein-coupled receptor signaling pathway; cell surface receptor signaling pathway
Cellular component (GO): membrane
Molecular function (GO): G protein-coupled receptor activity
Source: RefSeq, a predicted model, not a curated record
AGCAUCUGCCAGAAUUGUCCAUGUGUAGGGGAGACAGCGACCACAGAAGGAGAAUUGGCAUUUUGAUCGAAAGAUACUUGUGGCAAUUUGAUCAUAUUUAACAGUUUAUCAAGAUGAGGCUAACCAUAUUUUUCGGUUUCAUUGCCAUUUUGGGUACAGCCUACCACCAUGUCUGCCCAUGUCCAUCCAGCCAAACAGAAAGCUCCAAGGACCGCAGCAAACGGUUGCCAAGAGCAAUAAUACCGACCAUGUUCUUCCCACCGAUAGUGAAGUUCUUGAACAGUUCCGAUGGGCAGUUCAACUCUCGUCCAGUUAGUUAUUGCUACGAUAAUUUCUGCAAUGAAUACAAAUGUGGCCUUUCUGAUUCUACAAUAAAAAGAGAAAGGCCUAGAUGUAAUUGUGACGCUUUCUGUGAGAAACACAGAGAUUGUUGUAUCGGGUAUAAACUUUGUACGAACACGACCAACGCGGAGUUUAUACGGAGAUUUGAAAAUUACAUUGAUUGCACCAGACCCGUCGAAAAUAUAACUGUGAGUCAGUGCCCUGAUGAUGCGAAUGGGUACAUCGCUGAUGCGUGCGCAUCAACCGGAAAUAAAAAUGAUUCUCUGUACAAACGCGUCCCUGUUUCCAGUAGCGGUGUUCAUUUCCGGAAUAUCUACUGCUCACAAUGUCAUAAUAUCUCAAUAGAUGACACACAUUUCUGGAGAGUGAAGGGUUGCUUCAGUAUCUUCGAAGCUCCCCUGAACGUCGGUAUGAUUUUGAAACGCAUGUUUGUGGAACAGUUUCGCUUGCGAUGUCAAUGGAGUCCAACCGUACCUCUUGGGCAUGAACGUUCCCUCUUCAUCAGGAGCUGUGGACCUAAGAAUGCUUCAGUGCUUGUUAAUGAUGAGCAUGGACUUAUUGAUGCAUGUCCUUGGAAUGCCACGUCUGACCUUGAGGAUGAGGCUGAGAGAAAGUGUCAUGUUCAUAAUGCAUUCGUUUACGCCCAUGUCGCCAGUACGAAUGGCAUUAAGUUACAACGAUACAAAAAUGUGUAUUGCGCUCGAUGCAACGGGGUAAACGAUACGGCACUUGUUUGCCCAAUCGAAAUUCUGGACGGUGGUGAUAUCAACGAAGGCAUUGUCAUCGGGCCCCAUUUUGGUGUAUCAAUUAAACCGAUUCAAAAAAAUCCUGCUCCGAUUGCGAUAUGCAACGAAAGGGAAAUCUUUGAUGAACUUACGAAAAUGUGUCGGGCAUUGAUCAGAUGUGGUAUCCAUCAUGUUCAGUGGAAUGGGGAAUGUUUCCGGGACCCACUUGACAUUGGUUACACCCUGCCCCAGCUGAUUCCUUGGAGUUCAAAGCUGGGACCUCGAAAUCUGAUAACUAUAGCCAUGAAUCUCGUCCUUGUAGCUCCCCUGACUUUAUUUCGCAGUGAUAAAGAAUCGUUCGGUUCUUCGCGGUUCUUCGGGAAGCUUUUCGAGGAUGCGCUGGAUCUCAGUUCAGGUCAAGACGAAUUCCAGGUCAACAUUACUGCCACAUUUGACGAUCGUUACACAAAAAGAACCAAAGUCCUUGGCGGCGAAGAACUUAUUUUAGGAAAAGGUACUCCGUUGAAGAUAACGUUCUAUCAAAAUAUCACAUAUCCAAAGGAGAGGAACUACCAUUUGACGUAUAUCAAAAGAAUAGAAGAAUAUAUGAAAAGGCUUGCUGAAUCCCCGAAAAGGUUCGAGCUGGAUUAUACGAUUUAUAAUCAGGGUGUGAGACUACCUUUAGCGUGCAAUAAUGAACACUCUCUGGUGGCCAUCCCCCACAAUGAUGCCAUGCAUAGAUUCAUAUACCUCAGAGGAAAGGAUAUCAAUAAUGAAACCGUAUUGAGGGUGAAAAAUGGCUUUAUAGAUAUGAUGGUAUGCGACAGAUAUGAUAUCAAUUUCCAGGACAGUGACGUCCGUGCUUAUAAUCUUACGACGUUCCAUAAGUCGAGCUGCGGUGGAUUCUUAAGGUUUAAGGAAACUGGUAGCUAUUUACUUGAUCCAUAUCUCAUUGUGGACGACCAAGUGUAUGUGAGUAGGGGGCAACCAGGGCCUCUUCCCCCACCGGAGUUGUCAAGAUACUGCCUCAGGAACCCAAGCCCUACGGAAACCACUACUGAGGGUACUGUCAUCUCGUGCUCGGCUCCCGUCUGUAAUCAGAGUCAGUGCGGUGUUUUUGAUGAAGGAAAGUGUUACUGUGACGCAUUUUGUGUGAAGAACCAGGACUGCUGCUUUGAAUAUGAAGAUUGUGAUAGACGUUUUGCAAAGGAAGCUGAUCACAUCGAAACAUUCAAGGAUUUCAUAAAUUGCAAUCAGAAAACCUCUGACAUUACGGUCAGUAGCUGCCCGAAAGGUGUCAUUGGCCAUUUUGCAGAUGAGUGUGAAUACCCUGAAGUGGAGAAUGGUUCUUUGUACAGGCUCGUCCCUGUGACCAGUCGUGGUGUUCACUUCCGCAACAUCUACUGUUCUCAAUGUCACAACGUUCCAAUUGCUGAUGCGAAGUUUUGGUCUCUCAGGGAUUGUGAUAACAUGCACCAAGGAACUCCUAAUGUCAGCAUGAUUUUAGCGUAUAUGUUCUCUACACAGCUGUUUGGAAGUGCUUGCCAACUGAAGCCUUCUGUCCCAGCCGAGUAUGAACACUCCCCCUUCAUCAGGAGCUGUGGACCAAAGAUCAAAACAUCUACCGCGUUGCCUAAUGAUGACCAUGAUUUGAUUUACACUUGUUCCUUGAACGCCACGUCGGCCGAACAGAGAGAAAUUGAACGAAAAUGUCGGUUAUACUCUGCCAACGUUUACGCCAUUUUAUUCAGUGGAUUGAAAAAUUCACCUGCAACCCUUAAAGUAAACCGUUAUAAGAAUAUGUACUGUGCACGGUGUAACGGUAUCGUUGACUCGGAUUUCGUUUGUCCUGUCGGGUCUUCGAAGAAGCCCCCCGAUGUUAAAAGACAAUAUCCCAUAGUGAAGCUCAUGACCCCUAAUGGACCAGAUGAUGAAUAUCGUAAACGUUGCAAAGUUGGUGAACUCUAUGAUAAACUCAGUGACGACUGCAGGCCACUCCUUAGAUGUGGUCUUAGCCACGUUGAGUGGGAGGGGCAGUGUAUCCGCGAUCCGUUCGACCAUGGCUACACAUUUCCGAGGGCGACACAACCAAGUUCAAUUCUGGAUCCCAAAACUGUCAUGACCGUAGACAUGAAAGUUAUCCAAAUGUCUCCCCUAACUCUUAUUUUUGCCAAUCAAGAACUGAAUGAUCCAAGAUUCCUUGAUAAGGCCUUUCAAGCGGCGCUGGCAAUAGGAGUUCCACGCGAAACCAAGCUAGAUGCAAAUAUAAAUAUUACAGCGAAAUUAGAUGACAGGUACAUGUGGACAUCAGAAAUGGCAGGAGGAAAGGAAAUUGUGUUAGGAAAGAAUGCAGUCAUCUCCAUAAAAUUCUAUCGGGCAUUCGCCGAAUCUGAGAAGAACAUGAAGAUGGCCUAUAUCAGGAAGUUGGUUGACUUAUUGGAGCAGUUAGCGACCCCACGAAGGAGAUUUUACCUGAGUUAUACUGUUUACAGUCAGGGGGUCCAACUGCCUGUUGUGUGUGAUGAGGGGCUGCUGGUCACCAUUCCUCUGAACGAGUCCCUCGAGAGAUACUUUAAAAGUAAGGAGGUCGAUGUCAACGAUGCCGUCAUGAAAACGUCUUCAAAUGAUUCCAUUGAUAUCAUAACAUGUGACAAGUUUGCUGUGAAAUUCAAUAACUGUGACAUUGUGACGUACAACAUGACGUCAUUUCAUUACGAGAACUGUUCACAGACAUAUAAAUAUAUAAGCACAGGACAGACUCUCUCUGAACCCUUUGUCAUAAUUGGAAACCAAGUUUACGUCUGUGUGCUUCAUAAUUCGAGCAAUCCCUGGACAAAAGGUGUUAGCCCAGAUCUGAUUCUAGUUUUGAUCAUUUUGUCUCUAGUCUUUCUGGUCUUCACCAUUCUACUUCAUAUCCUCCUAAAAGAUCUCCGGACCCUCCCAGGCCUGAUGUUGACGAACCUAUGUGCGGUCCUGUUCAUAGCCCAGCUACUCUACAUCACGGCCAUUGAUACUGUAACUGACAGCCUCGCUUGUUUCAUUGUAGCCAUAGUCACACAUUACUUCUGGCUUGCCACCUUCUUCUGGAUGAAUGCAAUUGCAUUCAACAUGGCCUGGACUUUCUCACAUGGAUUCCUAAAUGUCAAAAAUCGAGGACAACGCAGGCUCAUAAUAGCCUCCUGCUACGCAUACGGUGCGCCAGGAGUUAUCGUCCUCAUAUGCACUCUCCUCGAUAAAUUCUCUGAUGUCCCUGUCGGAUAUGGUCACGGGCAGGGCCAGGAAGGAACAUGCUGGUUCACCGAGAGAAAAGGCCUCAUCUUUGCUUUCUUCCUCCCAGUUGGUCUGAUCAUCGCUGCCAACCUCAUCCUCUUCAUCAUCACCACAGUCUCCAUCUCGAGAGCGAAACGGGUCUCAAAGGUCGCCACGAAGCAUGAUGGCAAAGCUGACUUUGUCUUGUACAUAAAGUUGUCAUUCCUGAUGGGCUUCACCUGGCUUUUCGGCUUCCUCACCGAGUUAGUUGACAGCGUAGUCAUCUGGCACAUCUUCGCCAUCCUCAACUCCGCCCUUGGCGUCUUCAUCUCCCUUGCUUUCUCCUUCAACAAGCGGACCUGGACGCUGUUGCGGUCAACCCUUGGGAGAGGGAAGGGUGUGAAUAGUUCGAAUAAAACAACUAAGACAAACAGCAAUUCAAGUGUGAAAACUCUACAUAAAGUUCGCAAAUCUGGAGCUGGAACCAGAGGGGGAUUCGAUGCUAUUUAACAAAAAGGCGUCAGGUCAAUUCGGUGCUCCAGCCCAUUAUAAAGACAGUUUAAGUUGGUUCUAUAUUGAUUGAACUACACUUCUCAGAUCAUAUCCGUCUUGACCCGAGGGGUUCCCCCUAUGGACUUUAUCCCCCUUUAUUCUCUGGGGUUGUACUCGACUCUCUAUUCUCCACUGUUGUUAGCUAACUAGUGUGUGCUGAAACUUCGUCAAUAGAAACUGGUAGCCAGCAGCAACAUCAAAGUGAAAAUUAUCUGUCCAAUUCAUGGGAAAAUGCAGUCAUUGGAUUGAGCGAUUCAUCAGCUUUCCAUAUAUCAAUAUUGCUGUGUUUAGGAGAAGUAUGAUCUGUUGAUGUUAUGUUGUGGUGUGUUAUGAUGAUAUUCAUUCUAAGCCCAUUGACACACGGGCAACAAUACAGUCACUCAUUGAAAUAAUUUGUGGCAAGGCCGUUUACACGGGACCGGAUUGGACCGGACCACACCAGAUCACAUCCCUAACGACGUCAUGUCGCACUACGUAUGUAAACCAUCAAAAGGAAUAAAGA